AUGGUUGGUGAUACGCAAGUGGAUGAACCAAGUCAGAGCUCGCCACUUUCUCAGAAGGACGAAAAUAUUCAUGGCACCAGUAUUAGUCUUUUAUUCAACUCACAAGAUAUUACCAAGGAUGUAGUUGGGAUUGGAAAUAGAUGGAAGCUUCAUAACGCUAAUAAUAACGAGAAUAAUGAUGAUUCUGCAAUUGUGAUAGAUGAUAUUGAUGAGGAAAGUAGAAACGAAGGUUUAGAGGAGUUUCAUUUGCUGGAUGGAGAAGAAGGUAAAGACUAUGUUAUUGGGUUCCCCAAGAUCGAGGACUGCUCGACACAAGUGAUUGAUAAACAAAGAUCAUUUGAAGAUACAGGUAGUAUUGGAGAUGUUACACGAUUAAAGAGUGCUAUGCUGCUACCAGAGACUCAGAUAAUUAGGGCUCAAUCCUCAAUGUCACUGAAUAAGGACGUUUCCACUUUGCUCAAGUUUGACGAGAGUUCUGGCAAGCAAAGAACUAGUGGGGAGGAUUUUGCAGAUAUUGAGUUGACACCUACUACACGACAGCAGAAAGAGUUACCAGAUACGCAGAUCAUCAAUAGGAAAGACCAGCAGCGAACCAUAUCAUCUCCAACAGAGGUUGAUGAAACUGCGCAAGCCGAUUUCGAAAAUCAGACUACCACCAUCACCAAUACUACCAGUGACAAUUUUUUAGAAAAAACUCAGGUAGUAUCAGGAAAUGAGAUUGAAGAAUCGAAGGAGACUCAGGUGAUAUCCAAGACCUCUGAAGCUUCAAAAUCUUUAGGGAAACCACUGGUUUCACCAGAGAGGAAAUCUGGGGUCGAGGAAAUGUUUGACCAGACUCAAACAGAUUCUGUUUCCAUACCGAUUAUCCCUAUAGAUACUCAGGUCUUUUCCACAACAUCAUACUCAGUCGAUCCUGUCAAUUCUGAGGAUACUCAAGUACUCCAAUCACAUAGGCAGGUUAUUAAUACACAAGAUGCACCUGGGACUUUGGUUCCACAUCAAAAACCGAAAAAAAUUCUUGAAGUGCAAACAGAUGACGAACAUAGUACAAUUGAUGAGACUAACGAAGACGAAAAGGUAGAGGAUGGAGAGGAUGGAGAGGAGGAGGAGAAGAACAAAAAGAAAAAGGUAGAAGAAGAAGAAGAAGAAGAAGAAGAAGAAGAAGAAGAAGAAGAAGAAGAAGAAAAAGAAGAAGAAAAAGAGCAGGGAGAGGAAGAGCAGGAAGAGGAAGAGGAGGAGGUUCCUGUUGAUAAAGAUGUCACCAAUAAUUAUGAAGACAGCAUAGUAACACAUAGAAAACGGCGACUUUCACGUAGUCCUAUGAAACUAAAACGAAGCCGAACGGCAAACAUUAUUAGACAUGUUGAGCUUGACGAUGAAGAUCCAUUUGAUAACACAGGCUCGACACCGGCAACCAAUCUACGAAAUCAUUCCGUGCCUUUGAUUUUUGCAUCACCUUUUACUAACAUUGUUAUGUCCUCUUCGCCCCCUAGUAAACAAGUUUACAACCAACUGGUGUUGACUGAUGAUGGCGACGAAGCCCAUAUGAAAAGCGACAAUACUCAAACUACAGUUGAUACAGAUGCAGAUACAGAUUUAAGCGAUUCAUCAGAAACUUCUUCGGACAAGACGCGAUUAAAAUCACCACCAAGCUCACCUGGGGCUUUAGACACUUUGACCACAGAUGAAAAGACUUCUUCUGAAGAGUGGGAUAUUGGAAUGGACAAUGAGACCAUCAUUGAUAAGUCUGCUCUGGAAAAACCUAUUUUGACAAAGAAAAGAGUCAACAAUGUUGUUGACUCCGAGUCGGGCACGGAUGACAUGACAAUUAAACAUAAUGAUGAGGAAUCUUUCAUUUUAAGAAGAGAGAAGUCCGAUAUACUUUCAGAAGCAGACGUCUUACAGCGCGAGGGGGUUUGGGCAAUCUAUAACUUGAAAAUGUAUGCCGGCCACAUCAUUUCAAGAUCUGAAGAUACUCUGGUUGUUGAGUUUUAUGAGGGUUUGUAUACCAUAAAGAAUGAAGAUCUCAGUUUGCUUGAUCUUAGAAUUGGAGAUAUUGUGAAUGUUAGGAAAAAACGAUUCAAAUGUAUAGUAACGGGUUUAUCAUCCGGGGAGUCUGCCAGUCCUAUCCAUUGCAUGCGCGGGUACAAUGUUGUUCAUUUAAAGCGACGUUCUGCAAAAGGCAGUAGAGAAAAUAAAGAGUUUACUGUAUCAUUAUCUGAAUGCCAUAUGGAAUUGAGCGACUGGGUGAUACAUCAGCAAAAGUUCAAGUUGGCUUUAGAUGACAAUUUGGUUAGCGUUUUCGCCGCAUCGAGCUCUAUGAGUCAUCGGAAUACUGAAGUUUCAUUAUCAACAACACCAACAAGAUCUUCCAAGAUGCUUUCAAGCGAUGGAGUAUUUUCGAAAUUGAGUCCAUUCCCAAAGAAGAAGCUUUUUGAUCAGCAGGUAUUUGAAGGGAGGUUAUUUUGUAUUACAAAUAUUGAUGGUGUUGGAAAGGACGUUAUCAAACAGAAAAUCGAGAGCAACGGGGGCAUCUUCAUGGACUGCGAUUUGAUUGAUAUCUUUAAAUACCCGGAGACAAAUAGUGGUGGACUAUGCCUAUUGUAUGAUUAUGAGACAUUGCCAAAGGAUAUUCGAUUUGGUUGCAUGAUUGCUAGUAACUAUUGUCGGAGCUCGAAAUAUUUACAAGCAUUGGCUUUGGGAUGGCCUAUUCUCUCUGAUGCAUAUAUUGAUGAUGUUCUUAAAGACUCGUUUAGGCUUGAGCAAUGGCAUGCAUAUUUAUUGCCUGCUGGACAGUCGAUUCAUUUAAAAGCUUUGAAAAGUUUGGACAUUUAUCAGUUUAGGAGAAACUAUGAUCAAGAUUUUCCUUUGAGCUCUCAGUUGGCAAUAAAUAGUAAAAUGUUGAUAAACUACGAUGUCAUAAUAUUAAGCAAUGCUCAUGAAAGUAAAAAAAACUUGAUUGAGUUGGAGACGUGCAAGUUUAUUUUCCACGCAUUUGGUGCCAAGUCUUGGAACUGUUGCACAUCUGCAAUAAAUGUCAAGAAUGUGUUACAGAACUCCAAUGGAGACGAUUUUUUGGUUUAUGAUGAUGGCAAUGGUCAGGAAUUAUUGGAAAGUAUUAACACAGACAGAAAGAUAAGAAAAAGAUUGUCACCAUCAUCAUCAUCAUCAUCAUCAUCAUCAUCAUCAUCAUCAUCUUCAUCUUCAUCAUCAACAACAUCAUUAACAACAAUCAAAAGGACAUUUGAGGUGAAGUUAAUCAAUUGGGAGUGGGUGGUUCAGUGCGUCAUUAGCGGAUGUAUCUGGAACCCCACAGCAACCAUUUCUGUAGUCAUUUAA
This is a messenger RNA of Lodderomyces oxycetoniae, 3339 nucleotides long. It is a transcript of the gene RAD9, whose product is annotated as chromatin-binding protein. The coding region runs from base 1 to 3339 and encodes 1112 amino acids. Gene Ontology annotation, molecular function: histone binding. The record is from RefSeq and is a predicted model, not a curated record. The transcript has a single exon. Lineage: Eukaryota; Fungi; Ascomycota; Pichiomycetes; Serinales; Debaryomycetaceae. Gene Ontology annotation, biological process: DNA damage checkpoint signaling; positive regulation of transcription by RNA polymerase II. Gene Ontology annotation, cellular component: nucleus.